Messenger RNA from Myzus persicae (green peach aphid), 2407 nucleotides. RefSeq names its product zinc finger protein 474-like. NCBI's taxonomy places the organism in Eukaryota, Metazoa, Arthropoda, Insecta, Hemiptera, Aphididae. Bases 197 to 1456 code for a protein of 419 amino acids. The record is from RefSeq and is a predicted model, not a curated record. The transcript has 6 exons.
UGUUUUCAGUUACGUUUUGCGUGUAGUCACAGGCUGACGUUUGAUGAUGAGUAAUGAUAAAUAUUUUAAUCCAACACUUUUAUAGGGGAUUUAAAAUGAAGUAUAAAUAUACUUACAAAUAAAAUAAAAUAUUUAAUUUAAUAAAUUGUAUUUAUAAUUGUUGUGUUAAAUGUUUUAAAAAAAUACGGACAAUUCUAUGGAUACUACAAGUACUACUACAACAACUUUAAAGUCAAAAAAAUUUCCCACCAUGUUCAAGAAAAUGAUGCUUUCAAGAUUAAAGACCAUUUCAAAGGAUGCAACUUCAGCUGUAAAAUCAUCCGUCCAAAAAAAGACAUCGGCAAAAAAAAAGUCGAAAACGGCUUUGGAAGCUGAACAGGAAGUUGUGGGUAUGUCAAGGCGGCCAGACACAGCCACGUUGGGCAAACCACUGUUGUUGGACAAGCGGACAGAGAGCGGAACGGAAGUACGGCCAUCAACUACAAAACGUCCGGUUUGUCAACAAUUUAACAGUAGAACAUACCGGGUUAAAACCAAGGACCGAAAAAGCGUGCUUAGCUUACCAGAAGUAUCUAAACAGACACCGAAGAAUCGGAAAAGUCAUUUACCGAUUAAAGUGAAACCGAUUGCUCCAACUCCACCAAUUCGGCAACGUAUACAAAAGAUGCCGUCUCCAUCAAACGACCAGGAAAACGUUAAACAGAAUAUUAUUAGCGAGAGAAUAGAAAAAAAAACUGAAGAAUAUCAACCAGAAAAAUGGGUUCCAACGGCUGUUGGAUCAGCGAGGAAGAAAAGGCUUGUUUUGUGCUAUUUGUGCGGUAAAGAAUUCGGUACUGCUUCGUUGCCAUUUCACGAACCUCAUUGUCUCAAGAAAUGGACACAAGAAAAUUCCCGACUACCCGAACAUUUACAAAGAACUUUGCCAAAGAAACCGGACAGUCAAAUUAUUUCUGUUGAUGACUGGAAUCAGCUGGCAUGGGAGGCCACUCAGUCAAAUUUGGUGCCAUGCGAUUUUUGCCAACGGAAGUUCCUAGCAAACAGACUUGAAGCCCACGCAAGAGUUUGUAUUGAAUCUAAGAAAAAAACAGCACCAACGCCAAAGUUACCAGCUAAAUCGGCCGUCAUCAUGGACAGACCAAAAAAGAAACCAGCGCCGUGUUACGUGUGCGGUCGACUAUUCGGGACCGCGUCCAUAGGGAUUCACGAACCUCAGUGUCUGAUCAAGUGGACCCGAGAAAACGAUAGCUUAGCACCACAUCUCCGACGACCUGUGCCCACUAAACCGGAAGUGAUCAUCGACGAAGUGACGGGCAAGGUGGACCAACAAGCUACCAGAGAAGAACACUGGAAAUCGUACUUGUCACAGCUCGUGCCAUGCGAUCGGUGCAAACGGACAUUCGACCCGGACAGGUUGGAAGUGCAUCAGAGAAGUUGUAAAGGAGUGACAAAUAAAUGAAAACAAUAUUAUUAUUAAACUAAUAACGUCAAUGCAGAUAUAAAUAUUAUUAUUCUCGUUAAAACCAGGUUUUGUUUAAUUACAGUAUUGAAGUACGUAGUUAUGUUAGUUAUUUGAUGUAGUAAGAACUUUAGAGGACGCUUACACCCGCAUGCGCUGUCUCCGUCUUAUAAACGCGUAACAUGGACAUUCGUUGUACAUUCUAAAUAAUCCAUUUAACUCCUACUAUGGUUCAAAUUUCAGCGAAUUCACCUGUUAUCAAAUUUAGAAGUAAUAGAGACAACCAUGCGGGUGUACCGUCCUCUAAAUUUAAAACGGUUAAAUAUGUAUUGGAAGUAGGUUCUUACGUCUUACAUAAAUCACAGUAUCUAAAAGCAGCGACGUAUUUCGAAAAAUGUUUAGAAAGGUGUCGAAAAUAUAGGGGAAUUGACUAUAUUAUAUAGUUAGGCAGUUGUGGAGUUGUCAAUAAGCAGGUUAGUGGCGUUUUUCUGAAAAACUUGAAUAUAAAUCGCUUCUGACCACAAUAUAUUAACCAUAAUAUACUCAAUAAUUGUUGUCUAACUGUAGUCAAAAUUACUUAGGUACCUAACAUAAAAAAAUACUUAUUGAAAAAAUUAAAUAAUUGAAAAAAUAUUAUUUGUUUAACUGCUGACAUUGUUUCUAUAUUAGCCAUUAGGCACACAAAUAUAAAUGAUAAAUUAGGUAAUAUAAAUUAAUCACUUAAAAUUACAUUCUAAACAUCGAGAAAAUAAGUCGUGUGCCUGUAUAAUUUUACAUAAGUAACAUGAUACCGUGUAUAUCAUUAGCUAGACUUAAGAUAAUUUGUGAUUUAAAGUUUUGGAUAAAGUUACGUAAAUAACCUACUGAUUUGAGUAUUUUACUAUAAUUAGUAACUGCAUUUUUUGUAAAUUUAUUAUGCAUGUAUUAUAAUAAACAGAAUAGUAUAUACUA